AGUUCGCGUAGCACGGUGCGCCCGCGCCGCACGCGUUAAUAACACACGCCUUUUGCAGUCGUUCAAACGUGUUGUGCUGUGUAGUGAACUACAAUGCGAUCCGCACUUAUUUGUUUGUUCUUUACCUUAAUUGUAAGAGAAGGAAGUUCGGCGGACGAUGACUUCAGACCGACACCCAUUCCGCUGAAUGAGUGGCACGAGGUGCGCGACUCCCGGAGUCAUGAGGAGGCAAACAGCGCAUUACCGAAAGCAACACAAGUCGCUAUGCCCGCGCGCUACUGGGAGGAUGCCUUGCGACACAGCGUUUAUCUCACACUAGUCCGCGACAAAAUUGACGAGCUUAUUGCCAAAGGAGAUGCCACAGCACCAGAUAGCAAACCUAUCUCCUAUGCCGCAUCCGAAAACGAUGAUCGUGAUCUUUGGGACAAAAUAAAGACAGCACCGUUCAACCGAAUAGAGACCGAAGACUUCGUAACUCAGGGUGACGUCACCAUAAUAGCAAAAGGUCGGUUAAUGCAGGAAAAUGGUCGUUUUCGUUUUACCGAGGACGAUUUAGAUAAGGAGAAAUGCACGGACGAUAAGUGUAAGAAGGGCAUCAAGGCAAUAUGGUCAGUUAAACGAGUCCGACAGCGAGAGGUGGAAACUUUACCAGGGAAGUAUCACUAUGAACUCACUUUCUUUGUAGUGUCUCAGUUACAAAAAGAGAAACGGAAACCUCACGCAAAUAUUGUAAGAACUUUCACCGUCAGAGAAUCUACGCCAGAAAUAGUAGUCGAUAUGCCUCAAGAGGAUCGUAAAGUUGUUCAUACAAACCAUAGACCACAAAGAGUAGUGUGGUUCCACAGAAAUAUAUCUCCACCGUAUACAGCACUCAAUGAAGGGCGCCAGUAUAAAAACGGACUACAAAGACUAUUUUCAUCGUUAUUUUCUGACGAAGAUGAUGAAUACAUACCUCCAAGGCACAGGAAAAUAAUACCUUAUAACCCUCCAUACGGACCUCAUGGCCCUGCCCAUAGUCAAUCACCAUACUCUGCAUACUCAAAAGCAGGAUAUGUAGGUUCUCCCAGUGACCAACAGAAAAGACUGACCUAUCCUUAUAAACAAAAUACAUAUAAAUACAGCCGUCCUAUUCCACCACCCCCAUAUGCAUAUGGGCCAAAACCCCAUUACUUAGAGACUGAAUCUGUAGGGGCUUCCUUUAGUAAUCCACACUCAACUCCUCCCGAGCAUGUGCACGCGCUAUUAGGCAAGCCCGCUUUGACAACGAAACCUGCUGUUUUACCUACACCAGUUGCAUCUAGUAAUAACACAGACGAAUACGAAAAAACUACACAAGAAGCGACCGAAAGCGCAACGAGAGUACCGGAAAUAGUAACGGGUAAACCUAUUACUAGACCGAGACCUGGACCGAUAAAAAUAAAUUACUUGCCAGAUCACGUCAGACCGCCAGUGUACAAUGCACCUCCAGGCAUAUUUGUGACAAUGGACAAAAAACCAUUUAAGCCAAUGCCGCCACUUAAGCUUAAAGUGAAGCCUUAUAAGAUAUCUAGACCGACAGACUUCCGCCCAAGUCCCCAAGUUUUAGAUAUGCAACAAUUUUCUGAACCAGAUCCAUUUAAGGAAACUGCGUUUAGGCCCAUCACGUGGAAUUAUAAGGACACUACUAACACUCCUAGUACAACUGAGCACACUAAACACACUGAAAGGAACACCACAUCUAGCACUACUGUUAUUACUCCGACCCAAAAAAAUUAUACAAAAAGUAAAAAACCGCCAAAAAAACAUGAAAAUAUAAAGUCACAGUUGACUACUAAUACACCGGAUAUAAUAACGGGAAAUGCCAAUUUUGAGGGAGAGGCUGAGCCUGACAUCACAUGGGCCAAUUUGAUGAAUGCCUUCUCUAAAACUACUCCCAUGGCUUCUCAAAAAGAGAAAGCUGAAACCACAGAAAGUUCUACCCACAACUCAUCGUCUACUACAGAAACAUCAACAGUUACGAGGAGACGUACCUCAAUUUCCACAGAAGCGGUGGAGGUGGAGGAGGAAACGACAUCAACCACAACAUCUACUACGGUUAAGCCAAGAAAACGAACACGUCCACCACCAAAAUUUACUCAACCUGAUAAAGUAAAAAAGCAUAAACGAGUUACAACGACAACAACAACGCAAUCACCAGAAAAACACAAAACAACACUCGACUUGACGCCACAAGCAAGUUCAGCAGCUACGAUGAACCCAGCCAGAAGUACUACGGAAAGGACGACAACAAAAAUCAACAACACAUCGACAACUCCAAAUUCCACCAGUCCCAUAUACAGCAUAACAAAAACAACCACUAAACCUACUUCCACCGAAACACCGACGACAGAAAAAAUUGACGCAUCUUCCUUUACACCACAACCAAAAAUUACAAACCGAUUCCGACAAUCCACAUUAUUACAUAAAGGUACAUCUGUUAAUCAUGACAAGUGGAGUUCAUUAGGUAUAUCGACUAAAACACUAUCGACGUUACCGAGCGCAUUUCCACCACGAAGGAAAGGGUCUAAUUUCCAGAGCCACGUAACACCAUCAAAUAAACUUAACGACAGAAAACAUAAUUUGCUCCAUGAUGAUAAGAACAUGUCUCUAAGUGUGCAACCUCUAAGUACAACGCCUCAUUAUGAAGAACACGUAAGCAGAGAUUCAAUGUCAUCACAAUAUAAAAAAGAAGAACUCGAUGAAAAUAAUGAGGACGUUGAUGCCGAGAAUGACGAUAUCGACGAUGUUGAGGACGACCAAAACAAUGAAGGAGACGACAAUGAACAAAGAGAAUUCAUUGUCAGUCAAUCAUCGUCUUCAACGCGCAGCGACGAGUCAAGCGAAAAUAAUGAAAUAUUUGAAGUUGACUCUUAUACAACAGAACAGAUAACCACAACACAAACCAUGCAGAAAAAUUUAACAAAAUGUCAAAAGAAAAAACUUCUUGACUCAUCGACCACAGAUUUACCAAUUGUAGUUUCACCAAAUGUACUUGAAUCAGAUAACAGUACCGAUAAAAAGACAGUAUUAGAAGAUAACAAUUCUCGAAGCGAAUCGACAUCUGGUAUUCUGGAAGAACUAAUACAAAGCUUGACUAGUAAUGAUGCCCCAUCUGCGAAAAAUCCUAGAUUAGCUGAUUUCGAUCAGCAAGACAGUGAAAAUCAGUCACAUUUCGUCAAACUAGAUGACGAUUUACAAGACUUCUUGGAUUCACUCGACAAGGAUCGAAAACAUGCAAAUCACGACGAAUACGAAGACGAUGACGUCGACUCAAGUCUUAGUCUAGACGAUGACGACGAAUCACCUAUUGACAAAUGGGAACACCAAGGGGCCCCCAGACAAAGGCAUACUGAUGCUGAUGAUGAUUAUCGCGACCGACCCUAUGGUCUACUAGAACUAUUAGCUAUGGAGUAGAUUAAUUCUUAGCAACUUAAUAUACAACACAGCUUUAAAUUAACUCCUGCAUUGAUCUCACUCACUAAUUCCCCAAGAGUUUUGUUGUCAAUGAAAAAGGACUCAUGCUUCCUAGCAUGUCGCAAAUAAGUGCUAAAUAUAUCAAGGUCCGCCAUUAACUCGGUCUGUCAUUGAGUUUACAAUACAAAUAAUUUUAAAGCAUUUAUUUAUUUAAAAAAAAUCCUCUUGUUCAUUCAACAUGCACAUUUCCUAUAGAUUUAAUAAGACUUUUAUGUUACCCGUGUG
Hyposmocoma kahamanoa is the source of this 3717-nucleotide messenger RNA. Its product is annotated as cell wall protein RBR3-like. Lineage: Eukaryota; Metazoa; Arthropoda; Insecta; Lepidoptera; Cosmopterigidae. The record is from RefSeq and is a predicted model, not a curated record. Bases 94 to 3432 code for a protein of 1112 amino acids. The transcript is spliced from 2 exons.